AUAACCCGUUCUUGCCUCAAACAAAUAGGCUACAACCAAAGAUGUCCCCAUCCGCAAUAUCAGGCCCUGCACAUCUCUUUAGGCUUGCUGGCAAGUGUUUCAGUUUCGUGGAGUCCACGUACAAGUAUGAGUUUUGUCCUUUCCAUAAUGUCACUCAGCAUGAGCAGACUUUUCGAUGGAAUGCCUAUAGUGGGAUUUUAGGAAUCUGGCAUGAGUGGGAAAUCGGCAACAACACAUUUGUUGGGAUGUGGAUGAGGGAAGGAGACUCAUGUGAAACUAAGAGCAGACAGACAAAGGUUCAUCUUGUUUGUGGCAAGAGCAAUAAAUUGGCUUAUGUGUCUGAGCCGACUACUUGUGUUUACUCUCUGACAUUUGAGACUCCUCUUGUGUGCCAUCCCCACUCUCUUCUAGUUUAUCCGACCCUGACUGAAGCACUACAAAGGAAGUGGGAUGAAGCAGAACAGCUUCUGUAUGAUGAACUAAUAACUGACCAGGGAUACAAAAAAAUACUGAAAGAGAUUUUCGAGGAAGCAGGACUUCUAAAGGCAACAGAAGAAAAGGAAGUUGAGAAACAGAAUAAGAAAAUAAGACUGGAAUUUGGAACAGUGGAGAAGUGCAGUAAGGAAUACAAGCAACUUUCCAAAGAAAUAAAAAAACUGAAAGAUUUAUUAAGUCAGCACGGUAUUGCAUACAGAGGAAAUUCUG
Leptosomus discolor (cuckoo roller) is the source of this 705-nucleotide messenger RNA. The record is from RefSeq and is a predicted model, not a curated record. NCBI's taxonomy places the organism in Eukaryota, Metazoa, Chordata, Aves, Leptosomiformes, Leptosomidae.